Myotis daubentonii (Daubenton's bat) is the source of this 570-nucleotide messenger RNA. RefSeq names its product ribosomal protein L32 (gene RPL32). The record is from RefSeq and is a predicted model, not a curated record. Gene Ontology annotation, molecular function: structural constituent of ribosome. Gene Ontology annotation, biological process: translation. Gene Ontology annotation, cellular component: cytosolic large ribosomal subunit; ribosome. NCBI's taxonomy places the organism in Eukaryota, Metazoa, Chordata, Mammalia, Chiroptera, Vespertilionidae.
UUUUCCCUGCCAGGACCCAGAGGUCAAGUCCCAUCAGGCCUCGCGCGGCACCUUCCCCUCUCUUCCUCGGCGCUGCCUGUGGAGGUGGCAGCCAUCUCCUACCCGGCACCAUGGCUGCCCUCAGACCCCUGGUGAAACCCAAGAUUGUCAAAAAGAGGACCAAGAAGUUCAUCCGGCACCAGUCAGACCGAUAUGUCAAAAUUAAGCGGAACUGGCGGAAACCCAGGGGCAUUGACAAUAGGGUGCGUAGAAGAUUCAAGGGCCAGAUCUUGAUGCCCAACAUUGGUUAUGGGAGCAACAAGAAAACAAAGCACAUGCUGCCCAGUGGCUUUCGGAAGUUCCUGGUCCAUAACGUCAAGGAGCUUGAAGUGCUGCUGAUGUGCAAUAAAUCUUACUGUGCUGAGAUUGCUCACAACGUCUCCUCAAAGAACCGCAAAGCCAUUGUGGAAAGAGCAGCCCAGCUGGCCAUCAGAGUCACCAAUCCCAAUGCCAGGCUGCGCAGCGAAGAAAACGAGUAGACAGAUUGUGUACACAUUGUAUUUGUGUUAAUAAAAUCAUAAAAUUCUGCCA